GCCCCGCCGGUCACCUCCCCGCGCGGACACCAGCCCUGCAGAGCCCAUGGAGGCAGAAGACGUCGCCCGAGGGGUGGCCCCUGGGCCUCCCCGGCCUGGCCUGGUGCCCGUCAGCAUCAUUGGGGCUGAGGAUGAGGAUUUUGAGAAUGAGCUGGAGACGAACGCAGAGGAGCAAAACAGCCAGUUCCAGAGCCUGGAGCAGGUGAAGCGGCGCCCAGCCCACCUCAUGAGCCUCCUGCAACACGUGGCCCUGCAGUUUGAGCCCGGACCCCUGCUCUGCUGCCUGCACGCGGAUAUGCUGAGCUCACUGGCCCCUAAGGAAGCCAAGAAGGCCUUCCUUGACUUCUACCACAGCUUUCUGGAGAAGACCGCGGUUCUUCGGGUGCCAGUCCCUUCCACGGUUGCCUUUGAACUUGACCGCUCGAGGCCUGACCUCCUCUCCGAGGACAUGCAGCGGCAGUUCAUUCAGGAGGUGGCGCAGAGCCAGCAGGAGGCCGUCAGCCGGCAGCUAGAGGACUUCCGCUCCAAGAGGCUCAUGGGCAUGACGCCCUCGGAGCACGAGCUGGCCCAGCUGGAGGUCUGGGUGGGGCGGGACCGAGCCAGCUUCGAGGCCCGGGAGCGGCACGUGGCUGAGCGGCUGCUGGCCCAGCUGGAGGAGAUGCAGCACACCAUCUCUGCCGAUGAGGAAAAGAGUUCCGCUGUGCUCAGUGCCAUCAGUCUGUAUAUGCGCCACCUUGGGGUGCGGACCAAAAGCAUGGACAAGAAGUCGGGGAGGAACUUCUUCAGAAAAAAGGUGAUGGGGAACCGGCGGUCAGAUGAGCCAAGUAAGACCAAGAAGGGACUGAGCAGCUUCCUAGACCCGGCCCGAUGGAACCGGGGAGAGACCCCAGCCCCAGAUUUUCGACACCCUAAAGUCGAGGCUGAUGCUGAAAAAUCAGGCUUUGCAGACCGGAAGGGAGGUCUGGGGAUACCCUCCCGGGAUCGGCAUAUUGGGGUCCCUGGACAGGAUGCCCCUGGAGUUUCUUUGCACCCUUUCUCCAGCGAUAGCCCAGACAGGGAACCAGGUGCCGAUGCCACCCUGGAGCUGGGGGACCUGCCCCCCCAGGGCCCAGCGAGCCUGGAGGCGCCCACGCCCCUGGAGAGCACUGAGGAGGGUGCUGAUACAGAGAGGCUGUCGGGGCGUCUGGGGCGCUCAGAGAGCCUGCGGGUGAGUGACCGCCGCCGGACUUCCCGGGGCAGCCUCGGGGCAAAGGGCCGGGGUGGGGGCCGCUCCCGGAGCGACGUGGACAUGGACCCCAGCUCCGCCACGGCCGUGCUUGGCCCCACCCGACGAGCCACCCCUGAGCCUGGAGAUGAUGGGGAGCCAGGGAGGUCAGGACUAGAGCUGGAACCAGAAGAACCCCCUGGCUGGCGGGACCUCGUCCCCCCAGGCACCCUGCUCAGCCUGCCCAAGAGCCAGGUGAAGCGGCAGGAGGUCAUCAGCGAGCUACUGGUGACAGAGGCAGCCCACGUGCGCAUGCUGCGGGUGCUCCAUGACCUCUUCUACCAGCCCAUGGCGGAGGGGGGCUUCUUCCCGCCAGACGAGCUCCAGAACAUCUUCCCCAGCCUGGACGAGCUCAUUGAAGUGCACUCCCAUUUCCUUGAUCAGCUGAUGAAGCGGAGGCAGGAGAGUGGCUUCCUCAUUGAGGAGAUCGGAGACGUGCUGCUGGCCCGGUUUGAUGGUACCGAGGGCUCCUGGUUCCAGAAAAUCUCCUCCCGAUUCUGCAGCCGCCAAUCCUUUGCCUUAGAGCAGCUCAAAGCCAAACAGCGCAAGGAACCUCGGUUCUGCAACUUCGUGCAGGAUGCUGAGAGUCGGCCGCGGUGCCGCCGCCUGCAGCUGAAGGACAUGAUCCCCACUGAGAUGCAGCGUCUGACCAAGUACCCGCUGCUCCUGCAGAGCAUCGGGCAGAACACAGAAGAGCCUACGGAGCGGGUGAAGGUGGAGCGGGCAGCCGAGUGCUGCCGGGAUAUCCUGCACCACGUUAACCAAGCCGUACGGGACAUGGAGGACCUGCUGCGGCUCAAGGACUAUCAGCGGCGCCUGGACCUGUCCCACCUGCGGCAGAGCAGUGACCCCAUGCUGAGCGAGUUCAAGAACCUGGACAUCACCAAGAAGAAGCUGGUCCACGAGGGCCCGCUGACUUGGCGGGUGACAAAGGACAAGGCUGUGGAGGUGCACGUGCUGCUGCUGGAUGACCUGCUGCUGCUGCUCCAGCGCCAGGAUGAGCGGCUGCUGCUCAAGUCACACAGCAGGACGCUGACACCCACUCCCGACGGCAAGACCAUGCUGCGGCCAGUGCUGCGGCUCACGUCCGCCAUGACCCGCGAGGUGGCCACUGAUCACAAAGCCUUCUACGUCAUUUUCACCUGGGACCAGGAGGCCCAGAUCUACGAGCUGGUGGCGCAGACCGUGUCAGAGCGGAAGAACUGGUGCACCCUCAUCACGGAGACUGCUGGAUCCCUGAAGGUCCCCGCCCCUGCCUCCCGCCCCAAACCCCGGCCCAGCCCAAGCAGUACCCGAGAACACCUGCUCAGCAGUUCUGAGAAUGGCAAUGGCAGCCGAGAGAUACCUCCGGCUGACGCCCGGACCGAGAAAUUGCUCAGUGCCCUCCUGCCUUUCUGCAAAUCUGGACCCGAGGGCCAGCUCUCUGCCAAGGCCUAUCAGAAAGUGCUGUCCCUGAAGCGGCUCAUGGCAGAGGAAGACAAUGGGGUGGGGCCUCCCCGAGAAGGGGAAGGCGUCCCAGGGGGUGGCCCCCAGAGCUCCACCCGGACAGAGAUGCAAGAGGACCUGUUGGACCUGGAGGAGAUCAUGAAACCGUUAAUGGACAUGGAGGAGGAAUUGUGUCGCCUGCGACUCACCCUCAAGGAGUUGUUCAGUUUGUUCACUAUGCCCCAGCCCGGCUGCACCUGAGGCUUCUGCCCCAGGCAGAUCCCUCAGACCUUCCACAAGGAGAGUAAUGGAGGCAAGAGGACGUGAGGGCCGCGCCGCCACGCAGCUGCCGCCGCCUCUCCACCCCAAGGACCAGAGGAGAGCCGGCCACCAGGCCACGCCGGGCCAGCUGGAAUCACUGCCGCCCCCUCACCCCUGCCUUCUCCCCUUCUGCCUUCCGCUUGGGGGACUCAGGGCUUUGUUCUGGGGGGGCACCAAAGCACGGCCCCCUUUACGCGGGCCAUCUCAGUGUUGUCUGGGGAGACCAGACCACCCCUCCCUCCCCCCCCAAGUGCCUUUGCUCUGUUUUUAUAUCCUGGAUUUGGAGGUUUAUUUUUUAAUAUAUAUUAUGU
Talpa occidentalis (Iberian mole) is the source of this 3321-nucleotide messenger RNA. RefSeq names its product Rho guanine nucleotide exchange factor 1 (gene ARHGEF1). Gene Ontology annotation, cellular component: cytoplasm. Gene Ontology annotation, molecular function: G protein-coupled receptor binding; guanyl-nucleotide exchange factor activity. The record is from RefSeq and is a predicted model, not a curated record. NCBI's taxonomy places the organism in Eukaryota, Metazoa, Chordata, Mammalia, Eulipotyphla, Talpidae. The transcript is spliced from 30 exons. Gene Ontology annotation, biological process: G protein-coupled receptor signaling pathway. Bases 47 to 2950 code for a protein of 967 amino acids.